AUGUCCAAAAACACCUCUUCAUCACUCUUUUCGAAUUUCACUCUUGACACAUCCACUCGUACGGACUGUUCUUCCUUCACACCACAACAAAAACACACCCCAUCGGAAAAGAGUUACCAUCCAAUCAUCAUUCGAGAGCAAGUGCAGGUGUCGUCGUCUCCACCACAUGAGGAAUCAUCUCCACCGCAACUUCAUUCAUUUCAAUUUCUCAUCACUCACACACAAGGAUUUGAACAAAUUGUAAAGAGUGAAAUUCAAGCGGUUUUUCAUGAAGGAGUUGAAAAAGAUUGGUGGUAUCAUGGAUUUGAGCCUUCUGUGAAUCUAUUCGAUUAUCCAACCACUGCUAUGGCAAGAUUGUUGAAAACAAAAAAUUCGAAAUUACAAAAAGGAAAAUUGAAAACAUUAACAUGUGUACAUGGAAAGAUACAUUCCGAAGAGGGAUUUGAAAUGACAAUGGAUGUGAAUUUUGCAGAAUUAUUUCACAUGCCAGAAUUUUUAUUUUCACACAAUGAGCUUUUAAUUUUUAAUUUGGUUGGAAAAUCGGAAUACUCUCGUGAACAAUUUAUGGAACAUAUUUCACAAUUUGUUUUACAUUUGAAUGCAUUGCCUUCUGUGGAUUGUGUGUAUUCCUUUAUUUCACUCGUUCCAAACAUUCCACUCGACAAGGAAAGUGCAUUUUCAAAAUUUAAGAAUGAAAUUCCAUAUCGUACUCAAGAUGAGAUGGCAUGGAAGCAAUCUUUUGAAUUAUUUCAAAAAUUAUAUACCAAGAAAUUUCCAACUCAAGAAGUAUUAUUUUCAGAAAAUACUAAAUUUAGAGUGACUGCUAUUCGAAAACAAUCACAUCAAGUCCGUCAUUCGUAUUCAUCUGUAGAGAUUGCUUCAGAGUAUGGCUAUGGAAUUGGACAACAUAUUUGCAAGAAUAUGCGUGUGAAUUUGAAGAAAUUUGAUAUCGAUAUAUUAAUUUAUUUGGACACUGAUCGGGCAGUUACAGCUUUACUUCUCUCGCCUCCUUUUCAUUACUUACACGAAUAUGGACUUCGACAUUUCUCAGAUGAUACCAGAAGUAGUGAUGGUGGUGGUGAAUCUGACAGUGUAGAAAAUUGUACCAACCAUUCUCAGAGUGCAUCUCUGCAAAAUUUUCCAGAGCUCGAUCUCAUUUACUAUUACACGAAACAAGAUUUUCGGUUGAGUUAUGGAAAAUCCACCCUCAAACCUCAAACAAGUUACUUGUUGUGGAAAACUUUAUUAAUGCAAGAUGCUUCUUUGUGUGAAAAGGCCUUCUCUUCCAAACAUCCUUCGAUUUGUAACGUUUUAGAUCCAUUUGCUGGUUCAGGAACUCUCUCACUCUCUGCAAAUUAUUUCUUUUUCAACAAGUCUCCCAAGAUACAAUUAUUCAAUUUGGAUUGCUCAUCCGAUGAGACAAAUGUCAUGAAUCAUAAUUGCAAACAUCAUACAAAUAUUCACAUUCUGUUAAGUGACUCUCAAAGCAUUCCAUUCAAAUCUCAAUCCAUUGAUGUUGUUCUCUCAGAUAUGCCUUUUGGAGUGUUGUGUGGAAGUCAUUCAAGAAAUGCAAAAAUUUAUCCCAAAGUUGUGAAACAAUUAGAACGUAUCAUCAAACCUGAUGGAAUUCUAUUCCUAUUGACCAUUGAAAAAACACUUUUGGAAGCUCAAUUAGCUGCUCGAAAUUUCUGGGAAAUUAUUGAUCGUAAAAGUGUUUCACUUGGGGAAUUAGGAAGAGCCAUGCAAGCCACUAUUUAUAUCUGUAAAAAAAAAUCAAAAUGA
Molecule: messenger RNA, 1782 nt
Organism: Naegleria fowleri
Lineage: Eukaryota; Heterolobosea; Eutetramitea; Acrasida; Naegleriidae
Exons: 1
Coding region: 1-1782 (593 amino acids)
Biological process (GO): tRNA methylation
Molecular function (GO): tRNA (guanine) methyltransferase activity
Source: RefSeq, a predicted model, not a curated record